Penicillium antarcticum is the source of this 1350-nucleotide messenger RNA. RefSeq lists its product as uncharacterized. Bases 1 to 1350 code for a protein of 449 amino acids. Gene Ontology annotation, molecular function: amino acid transmembrane transporter activity. The record is from RefSeq and is a predicted model, not a curated record. The transcript has 10 exons. Gene Ontology annotation, biological process: amino acid transmembrane transport. Gene Ontology annotation, cellular component: vacuolar membrane. Lineage: Eukaryota; Fungi; Ascomycota; Eurotiomycetes; Eurotiales; Aspergillaceae.
AUGAGUGAUCAAGAGUCAUAUGCCGUUCAGGGCAAGGUCAUUGAUGAACCUUUUCAAAAUGACGAGAAACCUUUUGAGGCGAAGGACUUGGAGCCUUUUGGUAAUGAGGAGACUGCUGAGGUUAAGUAUCGGACUAUGAAGUGGUGGCAUUGCGGCAUGCUGAUGAUUGCUGAGAAUGUCUCCGUCGGAAUUCUUUCUCUCCCAUCUGCUGUGGCCACCCUUGGAAUGGUCCCUGCUGCUAUCAUGAUUCUGUUCAUCUCUGCCCUUUCAUGGUACACGGGCUAUGCCAUUGGCCAAUUCAAGCUCCGCCACCCUGCCAUUCACAGCAUGGGAGACGCCGGUGAGCUCUUGAUGGGCCGUUUUGGCCGUGAGCUACUCGGUAUCGGCCAGCUUUUGCUGCUAAUUUUCCUCAUGGCUAGCAAUAUUCUCAUGUUCAACAUCUUGAUGAAUGCAUUGACGAAUCACGGCACUUGUACGCUGGUCUUUGGUGUCGUUGGACUGAUUAUUUGUUUCCUGGGCGCUUUGCCGCGUACUAUGGAUAAAGUUUACUGGAUGUCUGUUGCUUCAUUCCUAAGUGUGCUGGUUGCAACAAUUAUCACCAUGAUUACCGUGGGUGUCGAGAGCGAGGGCUGGGUCCCUAACGAAGUCACCACGACUGUCAGCUUCCGCGAGGGCUUCUUGGCCGUUACCAACAUCAUUUUCGCCUACCUUGCCCAUGUCGCAUAUUUCGGCUUCAUGUCUGAGACAGAGGACCCAAGAACCUUCAACAAGUCGCUAGCCAUGCUUCAAAUCGUCGACACGGUUCUGUACCUGGUCAGCGCAUUGAUUAUCUAUCACUACGUGGGGCCCGAUGUCAAGUCGCCUGCCAUUUCUUCUCUGAGUCCCUUGAUGAGAAAGAUCGCUUGGGGUAUGGCUAUUCCAACCACUAUCCUUUCCGGUGUCGUCUUGGGCCAUGUCGCUUGUAAAUACAUCUAUGUCCGCAUGUUCCGUGGCUCAGACAACAUGCACAGCCGAAGCUUCCUGUCUAUUGGCUCCUGGGUUGCUAUUUGUCUUGGAGUCUGGGUUAUCUCGUGGGUUGUGGCUGAGUCCAUUCCCGUCUUCAACGACUUGCUCAGUCUUAUUAGUGCACUAUUCGGCAGUUGGUUCAGCUUCGGUCUCCCUGCUAUCUUCUGGCUGCACAUGAACAAGGGUCAAUAUUUCAAGAACUGGAGGAAGAUUUCUUUGACCAUUAUCAACAUCGGUAUCUUGGCUAUUGCCUGUGCUAUUUGUGGAUUGGGUCUCUGGGUUUCGGGUGUCGCCAUUCACGAAGACUCAGGCACUGCCAGCUGGUCUUGCGCCAACGCCACCUGA